UCUCUCCUCCAUCUGGUGACAUCACUUCCUCCCCAGUGCAGCCUGUAGAGGUCAGUCAGUCCUCCAUCCUCUGGGGAGCGCUGUGUACAUUGUGUGUUCCCGGGGGAAGGGGGAAGGAAGCGCACACCUCUGAUCUGAGAGGAAAUCUGAGACUGUGUUCUAUGACAUGACUGGGAUUCAGAUGUAGAAGAACCAAGACCGAGCAAAGAGAUGGCGGAGAGAUUGAGAGAAGCCUUCAAAGGAAUGUUGGAGAGAAAGAAAAGAAGUAACAACCCCGACAUCAGGAGGUUCCGCCGCCGGCUGUCUGCAUACGAUGAUCCAUCACUGAGGAGAAUAUAUGAGUAUUAUAGAGAUGAUCUGAUCUACAUCCUAGAGAACAUGGAUCCUCAUACUGUUCUGGUAGAACUAAAAUUUUGGAAUGUCUUAAACACAAAGAAAUACACAUCAAUGGAAAAAGACCCGUCUUCCUUCUCUCGUACCUUGUUACAAGAUAUUCAGGAUCGGGGAAGAAAAGCUGUGAUUGGACUCUGGGAAUGUCUCCAUGCACUACAGAAAGAUCAUCCUCAUCCUAAUUUAUUGGCCAUUCUGGAUGAGAUCACACAGACAGGUAAGGAUCUGCCGAAUCAGAUCCUACUGGAUGAACUCGGACAUUCCCUGACUCCGGAGCUGAGAGAAAUUCAGGAAAAGCACAAACACCAUCUGAUGGAGAAGACUGAGACUCUAGUGGAGCAUAAACCCCCAGGAACUACCCUGGAGCCACAAACAUUCCUCAUCAAUGAGCGUUAUGUGAACCUGAUUGUAGUCUCCACUGAUCAGUUCAGGGAACGUCCCCAGAAUGAGCUAAUACAGACCGGGGUAAAACAUGAGGAAUGCUUGAAGGAAACACAGACAGGACUGGAACACAUUUCCCCCAACAAGCUGUUCAGAUGGAACCCCCAGUCACAUUGUGUACCACGUGCAGUAAUGGUGAGCGGAGUGCCAGGAAUAGGGAAGACCACACUGAUGCAGAAGUUUGUCUAUGACUGGGUGACCGGAAAACUCUACCAGAGAUUUUCCUUUCUCCUCUUCUUCAGAUUCCGGGACCUUAAUAGACUGGGAGAGGUCAGCUUGGAGGAGAUGAUUCUUCAUCAAUAUCCAUAUCUGGAGAGUCAGAUUGGAGAUAUUUUACAAGAUCCAGAGAGACUUCUGUUUAUAUUUGAUGGAUUAGAUGAAAGUAUUCACCAAGUGAAUUUCAGAUCAAGUAAACUGUCCAAUCCAAAGCAGAGAUCACAUUUUGGUGAGAUUGUGGACAGUUUGGUGAGGCAGAGUCUUCUUGAGGGUUGCUCUGUACUGAUAACAAGCCGCCCAACCAGACUGGCAUCAGUUGAUACCGGUGUUUUCCAGAGAAUAGCUGAGAUCAUGGGAUUUCUCCAUGAAGACAGACGGAUCUUCUUUAAUAAUUUCUUUGGAAAUGAGGAAUUGUCAGAAAAGGCUUUUCAUCAUUUACAGGAGAAUGACACGCUGUACACUUUCUGUUAUAUCCCAUCAUACUGCUGGAUCAUCUGUACAGUGUUAUCAAUGUGCUUCAGAGCCCAACCAAUCACUGAUCAGCUGAUGACAUCAUUACCCAAAACAGUGACACAACUCUUUGUGACUUUUGUCUCCAACAUUCUGGCCAAUCACAGCCAGAAUAAAGAUGGUGGUCACACUGACCGUGAUCUGCUGACCUCUAUUGGGCGGAUGGCAGAACAUGGAGUUAUGAAUCACAUGAUUGUAUUUGAUAAGCGUGAUCUGGAGUCGUUCAGUGUGAGAAAUGAUAAUCAUCUCUUUUCAUCUUUCAUGAUGGAAUCUGGUCAGCCUCCUGAUGUGGAUUACACCUUCUUACAUCUCACUCUUCAGGAGUUUUUUGCUGCUUUAGUCCAUUUUAUUAACUAUAAUGCUGACAGAUUACAGAAAACACUUGAUGAUGGUGAAUCUUAUGAAGACGGUCGUGCUAAAAUAUUCCUCCGUUUCCUCUGCGGUCUCUCAGACUCUUCUACUAGAUCCUUGUUAAAGUCUCAUGGGGGAGAAUUGUCUACUCAGGCUGCCAGACAUGUCAUCACCUGGAUCCAGAAGAAAUUACCAGAACAAACACCUGACAAAUCCAUAAGAGGCAGCACAGAGUUUCUUAAUGUAUUCUACUAUCUCUAUGAGAGCAGGAAUAAGGCUCUGGUGUCACAAUGUAUUGGAUUAAAGAAAGUUGACUUUUCUGAGGUCCCCCUCAGCCCUCUGGACUGCUCUGUGCUGUCUUUUAUCCUUCAAUCCUGCAGAGACACAGAAGAAGUAAAUCUAAGUUCAUGUAAUAUUCAGAGUGAAGGAUUGAGGAAAUUUAUACCGGCUCUACACAACAUCAAGAGCUUAGGAUUGUCCUCUAAUUACCUGACAGACAGUUCCUGCCCCCACCUGACAUCUGGAAUAAGAAAUAACCAGACACUGAGGACACUGGACCUUUCUGAUAACAAUCUGAAGGGUCCUCAUUUCAGGGAUCUGAUGAAAGCUCUGACAACAAGCCGGAUAGAGGAAUUACGAUUGUCCUCUAAUCACCUGACAGACAGUUCCUGCCUCCACCUGACAUCUGGAAUAAGAAAUAACCAGACACUGAGGACACUGGACCUGUCAUAUAACAAUCUGAAGGGUCCUCAUUUCUGGGUUCUGAUGACAGCUCUGAAAACAAGCCAGAUAGAGGAAUUACAAUUGUCCCGUAAUCACCUGACAGACAGUUCCUGCCCCCACCUGGCAUCUGGAAUAAGACAUAACCAGAAACUGAGGACACUGGACCUGUCUGUGAACAAUCUGGAGGGUCCUGAUUUCAGGGAUCUGAUGGAAGCUCUGACAACAAGCCGGAUAGAGGAAUUACAAUUGUCCUCUAAUAACCUGACAGACCGUUCCUGCCGUCACCUGACAUCUGUAAUAAGAAAUAACCAGACACUGAGGACACUGGACCUGUCUGAUAACAAUCUGGAGGGUCCUCAUUUCAGGGAUCUGAUGGAAGCUCUGAGAACAAGCCGGAUAGAGGAAUUACAGAUCAGGGGCUUCCCCUUGUCAAAGAAAACAAGAAGAGAACUAAAAAAUCUGGAAAAGUUCCAACCAGAAAUUAAGAUUUAUAGAUGAAUCCCCCUGGAGGAAGAGACUCAGCUACAGCUGUGAAUGGAAGUGGGGAGAGGGGACAUUGCUGUGAAUGGGGGA
Rana temporaria (common frog) is the source of this 3204-nucleotide messenger RNA. Its product is annotated as NACHT, LRR and PYD domains-containing protein 3-like. The coding region runs from base 211 to 3129 and encodes 972 amino acids. Gene Ontology annotation, molecular function: protein binding. Gene Ontology annotation, cellular component: cytoplasm. Lineage: Eukaryota; Metazoa; Chordata; Amphibia; Anura; Ranidae. The transcript has 11 exons. The record is from RefSeq and is a predicted model, not a curated record.